Lolium perenne is the source of this 1613-nucleotide messenger RNA. RefSeq names its product myb-related protein Hv33. Lineage: Eukaryota; Viridiplantae; Streptophyta; Magnoliopsida; Poales; Poaceae. The record is from RefSeq and is a predicted model, not a curated record.
AGGCCACGGGGGCCUCGCCUAUCAUCCGUUGCUUCAACCCCACUUUACUAUUGCCUCCGCCUUUUCUUUCUCUCUCUUGCACAGUGCUCUCUCUUCCUUUCCUUGAGCGAGCAAGCCUCCCUCCACUUUAAAUUGCUGUUAAUCUCUAGCUUAAGGCUCAAGCAUAGUUGGACGGAACUGCUAGCUUCUGUCAGUCUCAGAUAACCGUCGCUUUUAUAUCACCUGUGCCAUAUGCCGUCUCACCAUCAUUGUUGCCAUCACCAGCCGCUACCUCCGCGCUCGCGCCUGUAGCCCUCACUCACGCCGACGCAGGGAUCCAUCCAUCCACGAGCGCGAUGGGACGCGAGGCGGCGGCGUGCUCCUCCAAGCCCAAGCUGCGGAGGGGGCUGUGGUCGCCGGAGGAGGACGAGAAGCUCUACAACCACAUCAUCCGCUACGGCGUCGGCUGCUGGAGCUCCGUCCCAAAGCUCGCCGGUUUGGAGAGAUGUGGCAAGAGCUGCAGGCUCAGAUGGAUCAACUACCUGAGGCCUGAUCUCAAGAGAGGCAGCUUCUCCCAGCAGGAGGAGGACCUCAUUGUCAGCCUUCACAAGAUCCUUGGCAACAGGUGGUCCCAGAUAGCAUCGCAGCUGCCAGGCCGGACAGACAACGAGAUCAAGAACUUUUGGAACUCGUGCAUCAAGAAGAAGCUCCGGCAGCGGGGCAUCGACCCCACCACCCACAAGCCGCUCAACGACGCCGAGCCGCACGACGAGUGCAAGCAGCAGCUGCCGGGUGCGGAGGAUGACCACUGCUUUGGAGGCGCCGCUGGCAGCGACAUCGACCCCCUGGCGCCGCCGCACUCCCCUGUCGACUGCAGCUUCGACCCCAUGUCCGUGACCAACGUCCCCGCAAUGCAGGCUUCCUACGGCUCCUUCUGCGACUAUGGCGGCGUCUCCUCCGACGCCGCCACGUACAGCGCCUACACCGGUGGCGGCGACAGCUCAAGCAACAGCAACGGCACCUGGGGGACCUGCGCCAAUGUGGUGGAGCCGCUCGCGCACAUGGACAUCUUCCGCGACGCCGAGCCGUACCCGUUCCUCGACCCGGCCAAGUUCAGCCCCUGGCACCAGCACCAGGAUCCCCACCAGCAGCACGGUGCCGGCGGCGCCUCCUCCGAGAGCUUCCCGAUCCGGUCGCUGUCCCGAGACCUGCCGGAGUCGUGCUUCGAGCUCGCCCGCGGCGCCCUGGAGGACGAGUUCGACUUCCUCUAGUAGCUCACUAGGGGAUGAUCCAGCUUCAUGCACGUCUCCAUCGAUAUUCGACAGCCACACACACAUCUGGAGAUACAAACUUCACUCCGCCUGAUCAAUAGAUCGGUCACCGUCGGCAUCAUGCGUGGCUUCGUCACAGAUAUGCAUGCUUCGCGUAUGCAGCUCUCGUUAUUUUUCCAACACUCCCCUCUCCUGGAAGUACUUACUCCAUUAAGUUGUUUAUUAAUUAGUUAACAAGAAUGGUAUACUGGGAUCAUAAUAAGGGUUAUAUAUAUACACACACACGGCCCCCAAUUCAUGGGGGUCAUGCUUUUGUAAGGGAAGAACAUGCUGUGUUCAUGGAAUGUUCAAUUCGAUGUCUAA